This is a messenger RNA of Moneuplotes crassus, 578 nucleotides long. The record is from the annotation of a GenBank genome assembly. Lineage: Eukaryota; Ciliophora; Spirotrichea; Euplotida; Euplotidae.
CAAAUAUAAUUUAAAUAUUUAUUAAAGCAGUUGAGAAAUGAAACUUUACUUGCUCUGCAUCCUGGUGUGAGCAGUCCUCUGCCAAGAUUUUGCAAAGACUCCUCGAAAGACCUCCUCUGGGAUCGAAUUCUCAGACAGUCAUGAACUCUUAAGGUAUAUGCACAUCAAGCAACACAAAAUGGAGGACCACUACAUUAAGCAGAUUGGGACUGUCUACAUUUUUUACAACGAAAAUCCUAAAGAUGCUGCUACUAGGAGAAACAUCGAAAAAUGGAGGGCAGAGGUUCUCACUAGCAUCAAGGAAACUGAAAAAUACAUAGAUGUAGAAGAAAUCAUCUUCGAUGGCGACAGCUACGAUAAUUUAUUCAGCUUCUAUGAAACAUCUGGUAAAGAACUCAAGGAUAACCCUUUGGUUUUAAUAGAUGAAUUUGACGAAAGGGUAUGGGUAUAUAAGCUUAGUCAAACUAAUAAAAUCACAGAAAGAAUAAAAUCAAUCCUCGCUGAAGGAGUAUCCUAUUUUAACUACUAAGAUAUUACUUAUACCAGCCUUGAUCAGUUUGGAAAUCUCUGGUUCUUCC